Messenger RNA from Cylicocyclus nassatus, 675 nucleotides. Lineage: Eukaryota; Metazoa; Nematoda; Chromadorea; Rhabditida; Strongylidae. The record is from the annotation of a GenBank genome assembly.
AUGGCGCGCAAUGCGGGACGCUGCGUCUCUACUCCUCCAAUCGAUACACUGCUGGAUUUUCCGUCGCAAUUGUAUCACGACAGCAUUCAUGAUGUUUUUGAGAAUUUACGUCAUCUUCAUCAGCUGAUUGUGGUGUGUGACGCGACGUUGCUUGAUUGUCAUCAUUUUCAGAGGCCAGGAUUGGCCCGAGCAGCAACGCUGCAGGAAUGUGAUCGCGAAAGGGACCCCGAUAUUCAAAACAUCGAAAAUUACUUUGAAGAUAUAACCCAAGCGACGGGCGAUCCUUCAGAGGAAAUUGACUUAGACGAUUAUGAGUUGCAAAAAUGGAGUUAUCCUAAUCAAGAUGAUAAAACGCAGCCGUACGACAGCUAUAUUCCAUUCGCUCAUAAAUAUCAAAUUUCCAAACUCAGGUUUUGGGAGAUCGUCGAACACAACCAGAUCUCGUAAAGUGCGGUGUAUCUUCAUUAUCAUCGGUGCUCUCAUAUCGUGCCUUACCCCUUUCCGCUUUAACAUUGCCAUAAUAAUAUUGUUACAGGUGUACAGAAGCGCUUUAAUUUGUUGUUUGUUUUGAAGUCCUAAAAUGCUCUUCUUUCCUCAAGCACCCUGUACAGCUCAGUGUCGUGUAUUCUUGUCUUUCUAUUAUUAUGGGGUACAACGUUGUCAUUCAUAAUGAAA